GUAUUAAUCCACGCUUCUACAGUUAAAAAACAAAACAUAUUUUUAGCCAAUACUAUUGAAUAAAUAAAGCACUUUAUAACAUAAUACUUACACAAAACAUCACUUAAAAAUCCAUGAAUUCUUUAGCAGUUUAAAUUUUGGUUUGCCAGCGCCAUCAUAAAGUAUUUAUAACUUCGCUCCUCUCGCACUAUUCACACUAAAACGCAGAUGUUUUUUGAACGAGAGUGGAGUUAAUAAAUAUAUCGGGUAUUAAAACACGGAGUACACAUGUAACCGUUAUGUAACGUAAUGAUUACUGACGUCACGAGUAAACUACGUAGAUGACAAGUUAUAUGUUCAGAUGCAACUACUAUUAUUAUUACAAACUACUUAAUUAACAUAUAUUUUAUGUUUUCAUCGAACGCUUAAGAAAAUGUAAAGGCAAUUAAACAGCCGCUUGAUUUUGUGGCAAACCAUGUUUCUGUUACAACGCUUACAUGACAACUUACAUGAGGUGGGUGAUGAUUAACGUCAAGAGUACGAUGAAAAAAUCACAGCGGUGUGCCGUCAAAACGUGACGACACGAAAAAACAUCGUUUUAAAAAAUCUUAGUACAUUUCAGAUUUGAGAAUGUACCUAUUAAUACAUAACAGAUUUAAAAUACAAAGUGCGAAAAUCUUACUUACUACAUAUCGCAAUGCCUAAUAACUAUUGGUUAAAUAAACUGUAAAUAAAAUUAUUGUCAACAAUUACGAGGAAGGUAACCUAAUUUAACAAUUUGGCGAACUCCGCUUAGAUCGUGUGGACCAGCAUCUAACAAUUUUGCAUCAUGUUGUUCAAGAUAUUUGACAGGAACAUAUUAUUAUAUGUAUGUAUUAAGAAGCAAGUACGGAAAAUCACAAGAGCCUAAUAAUAAUAAUAGGCCUUUUCAUCUGUGUCAGAUGUUUUAAGCAGCAUCCUAGUGACGACACAAUGCGUUCGUGGCUGUAUAGUACCGCGUGAGGAUCCUGCGUCCACUAGUGCCUAUAUAUAACGAAAAUAAGAAAAAUAACAUACAUACAUACAUAUACACUGUGUGGUCCCGAAACUAGGGCCACAGUAUAUUACUUAGUUAAAAACACUUGCAGUGCCCGAAAGGUACGGUUACGACAUUUAUGUCACAGAUUUUUUCGGAACGGUAACGAUAGUCACGGUUUUUUUUUUAAACGGUAAUCUAAAUGUAACGAUUUUCCCGUGUCUACAACUCACAAGCUGAUCAAUUAAUGUCACCCGCACGCGUCCUGUUCUCAGGUAAACUCUUCACCGUUUGUUACAAAAGAACAUCGGACUGUUAACUUCAAGUUUUCUCGAGUAGUGGUUUACACCAACAGAUAAAAUGUCCAAAAUUCUAGACGAAGAUAUGAAUUACGAUAAGAUUUUUUGGAUUGCUACAACAGCAAUGCGUCUGAAUCGCUCACAUCCGUGUAUCGCCCGAGACAAGUUCUGGCGCACUCAAUUUAUUGGAAUUUCGCUUUUAUCCCUAUCCUGUUUCAUAUUUUUAUUGUAUUCUAUUCUUUUCCACGAUAUACAAUGUGGAUUAUUUGCUGAUGCUAGCAAAAAUGCUAUAAUGGCUAUAGUAGCUUUCACGAUUACCUACAAAUACUCGAUUUUGUUACGAUACCAGGAUACCGUUAUAGAACUUAUUCGCAUAGUUGAUAAUGAUUACGAAUUGGCUAAGGAGUUCUGUGAAGAGGAACAACGUAUCGUGCUUCACUAUUCUAAGCGAGGAGUCAAAGUAUGUCAGUAUUGGUUCAUUUCUGUUUGUUCUACGAGCGCUAUUUUCCCUUUGAAAGCGUUGAUGCUCAUGGGAAAAUCAUACAUGGCCGGCGAAUUUCAAUAUGUGGCAAUGUUCGAACUUACUUACCCAUGGAUCUUAGAAGAUUAUAAGAACGUUCAUAUUAUUUUUACUAUGCUAUUCGGUUUGGCAUUAUUCUUCGAUAUUUAUGCAGCCUCGAUGUAUGUAGGGUUCGAUCCGAUGAUCCCGAUAUUUAUGCUUCACUUAUGUGGGCAGCUCGAUAUCCUUAAUCUUCGUAUAUCAAAGAUUUUUUCUGACACUAAAGAUUCCGAUGAAACUGUUGGUAAAAAUCUAAAAGAAAUUAUAUUGAAACUGCAGGAUGUUUACAAAUUCAUUGAAGUAAUUAAAACGAACUUUACAGUGUUGUACGAAUUUAUUAUGAAAACUACAACAUUUCUGCUUCCACUCACUGCGUUUCAAAUUACAGAGUCUUUACGGAAUGGGGAAAUAAACUUUGAAUUCAUCGGCUUCUUUACCGGUGUCAUUUUACACUUCUUCAUACCAUGCUAUUACAGCGAUCUUUUAAUGGAGACGGGUGAAAAGUUUCGUCUAGCAAUAUAUUCUUGCGGCUGGGAGAAAUACUCUGACAAGCGCACGCUACGCACCGUCCUGUUCAUGCUGACGCGAGCCAUCAAGCCAGUCGUUAUCAGCACGGUUUUUUGUGCCAUCUGUCUUGACACUUUCGCUGAGAUGUGCCGAGGAGCGUAUUCUAUUUUUAAUCUGAUGAAUGCAGCUUGGGCUUAGUGUCUCAAGGAGAGAUCCAGACG
This is a messenger RNA of Cydia fagiglandana, 2580 nucleotides long. Its product is annotated as odorant receptor 2a-like. Gene Ontology annotation, cellular component: plasma membrane. Gene Ontology annotation, molecular function: olfactory receptor activity; odorant binding. NCBI's taxonomy places the organism in Eukaryota, Metazoa, Arthropoda, Insecta, Lepidoptera, Tortricidae. Bases 1355 to 2557 code for a protein of 400 amino acids. The record is from RefSeq and is a predicted model, not a curated record. The transcript has 6 exons. Gene Ontology annotation, biological process: detection of chemical stimulus involved in sensory perception of smell; sensory perception of smell.